Topomyia yanbarensis is the source of this 1565-nucleotide messenger RNA. RefSeq lists its product as uncharacterized. Lineage: Eukaryota; Metazoa; Arthropoda; Insecta; Diptera; Culicidae. The record is from RefSeq and is a predicted model, not a curated record. The coding region runs from base 436 to 1491 and encodes 351 amino acids. The transcript has 3 exons.
GUCUAUUGUAAAGUCAAUUAAAUUCUAAUGAAAAGAAGAAAAGGAAGAUCAGUGAAUAUUAAUAACUUUUAUUAUUUAAAAUUUACUACAUUUGAGUGACACCGGGUGAAAAUUGCGGGCUGAAUUGUACACGGAGUUUGAUGUUCUUGUUGUUUUCAUGUUAAAAAAUCCUAUAAAAGUACCUUUAUAUGUGCCACUGAUGAGGUAACCCCCUUAAAUGCUAUCCCGCUGCUGCACACAUUCAACCACGACUUGGUGAAAACAAAUCAAUCUGUAACUUAUCUAUCGACCAACACUCGGGCUGCGGUACCAACUAAGCGUAAAUCAGAUAUGUAAUUCGAUUGAAGUUGCCACUGAAGCGGAAAAAUGAACCAGAUGGGAUUGUGCAUCAUGAAAUAAGGACAUCAGUGGCAUCCGUUGUCAGUACCGCUCAGAAUGUCACCACAAGUAAAAGCCAUUUCAAUGGAGCAGCUGGAUCAGGAAUUUCAGAGCAUUUUAGAGUCCAUCGCAAAGCUAAAUUUGACAAAGUCCGAGAUUUACAAAGCACUAUCUCCUGUGAGAUGGCAGUUGUUUCUGAAUACGUGGAUUAAGAAAAUAAAGUUAGCAAUAUUACUCUUGGUUUGUACGUUGGCCAUUUACUCCAUCCCUUUGGUGAACUGGAAUGCUUCCGCAAUUGGGAGACUUGCAAUGGUCCAGAUUCUGCCAUAUUGGGACUGGCGACCACUUUACAAGGACAGGUGCUUGAUUAAAAGUUUUAUAUCUAAAGCUGGUUAUCAAGAAUCUUCAUAUUAUAAUAAUGAACCACUGGCUGAUGACUGUUCUGUUUGUGAAAAUAUUGGAUCUAUUUUCAAAAUGGAAAAUGUGUCGUUCGAUCAUUUAAAUGAGCGUCAUUUACAGAGAAGUUUACCCGUUGUGAUAUCGGAUUCUCACCUCAAAUGGAAGGAUAGAUCGCGUACGAAUCUAACACAGUUUUUCGAAGAAAUCGAACCAUUGCUGCUUUCCAGUCCCUGUAAUGUGCAAACAAAUCUAAUAUUUAAUCCACGAGCAUCAGUGAAAUUAAACAACGCGUUGACUAGCCUAUUCGACAUACUCAACAAAUCGGGACGGAAUGAAUCUUGGUUUCUGCAUUUCAGAAAUUGUGAGCUGAAAACGGUCAAGCAGACUAGACUCCUUUUUGAAAGACCAUACUUUUACGAUUCGCACCUGGAAAUGCCAUACACUACCUGGGUCCUGUUAUCGAAAAAUUAUAAAGUUGAAAUGCCGAAAAUGCUAAAGCUUGAAGGACUCAUUAUCAUUAUGCAGUUGAAGCUGUCACUACAAAUUAUUUUAGCACCGAAAGGACCAUGUCAUCGAAUCUGUAAGGAACUGGAGGUGGAACUGCACGAGGGCCAGUCGUUGGUUUUUUUGACGAAUUUAUGGACGUUUGAAUACUUACCGUCUGCUAGGAAUGAAACCUCGAUUACAUUCAUAUCCGAAACGUUGUAUAAAUAAGUAAACAAUUCAUUCUGUGUUCUUUUUAUUUAUUUAUCUCCAAAUUGCAGAUUAAAUCAAUUAUUUAUGAAUUA